UCUGUCAUCGCCGUCACCGCGGGGCUGGUCGCCUCUGCCGACGCUUUCUGGCGCAUGGAGUGUCAGGGACGUGUUGGCCUGGCACGAAUGGACCCGAUUGUCUAUCCCGGCUCUGACUCGCCUCACAUGCACGCUAUUCACGGCUCGUCGGCGUUUUCUGAGACUUCUGGCACCUCCGAGCUGCUGACCGGCAACUGUACAUCAUGCCGUGUAACUCAAGACAAAUCUGCUUACUGGCACCCUGCGUUGUACUUUCAAGACGCCAGCACUCAGGAAUAUGAACUAGUCCCCCAAGUUGGCGGUAUGCUUGCAUACUAUCUUCUCUACGGAGACAACAUCAAAGCUUUCCCUACCGACUUUCGAAUGGUGGCCGGCGACACCACCCGACGCACUUACACAGCUGGCGAUCCCACUCAACCUGACCCGCCAAAGUCCCUCUGGGCUUCGUUAGGUCAAACAAGCCAAGAAAUUUUGGCCCAGCGCGCCCUCGGUUUCAACUGCCUUAACUACGACAAGGCCCCUGAAGGUACUUUGUACCGCCACUUCAUGCCAGACAAGGCUUACCUCGAUGCCAACUGCAAAGAUGGUAUCCGUUUCGAGAUCAUGUUCCCAUCAUGCUGGAAGGGAGGCGAUGCGACCGAUAGCGCCAACCACAAGGACCACGUUGCCUACCCUGAUCUCGUCAUGACUGGAGACUGCCCUGCGGGUUACCCUGCUCGUCUUCCAAGCAUGCUGUUCGAGGUCAUCUGGAACACCAAUGCCUUUGCUGGCCGCAAUGGUCAAUUCGUCAUUGCUAACAGAGACACUACUGGUUACGGACUUCAUGCCGACUUCAUCAUGGGCUGGGACGAAAACUUCCUGCAGCAGGCCGUCAACACUUGCACCAACCCCUCUGGCCUCAUCGAAGACUGCCCUCUUUUCGACGUCGUUGACCAAAGCACCGCGAUGCAGUGCCAGCUCGAGGACAUGCCUGCGAAUCUGCGAAAGGAGGACGGCAAUGGUCCUUUCAAGCAGCUGUUUGGAGGAAUGGACGGACACGGCCAGAGCCAGCCUACCAGCAAGCCUACCAAGGUCUCAACUGCCCCUACCCUACCCUACCAGCCUGGUGUCACUGCACCCGUCAAGGGCUCUCCUCUUCCCGGACAGGUCUUCAAGGAUGGAUCCUCUGAUGGCUACUCUGGUGGUGUGCAGAUUGCUGCCAUUGAAUCGAGCCCUGCAGUUACUCCAGCCCCGGUGGGAGCGGCUGCCACUCCCGCCACUUUCGUCAGCACUCAGUACAUCACCGUCGGCAACGUCGUUAGUGAAAUCCUAUGGAAGCAGGCAUACACUACCGUCACUGUGGAUGCCCAGCCCUCAACUGUGACUGUUACCGCGACUGGUGCUCCUCCUGCCAAGCACCGACGCAGUGUUCAUGGUCAUGGACACGGC
Messenger RNA from Trichoderma atroviride IMI 206040, 1428 nucleotides. The record is from RefSeq and is a predicted model, not a curated record. NCBI's taxonomy places the organism in Eukaryota, Fungi, Ascomycota, Sordariomycetes, Hypocreales, Hypocreaceae.